AUGAACGGACACAUCUCAAACGGACAUGUGUCCGAAGAACAUUCUAGACAUUCAGUAUCCGACCAAGUCGAGAGGACCCAAGUAAGGCUACCGAAGAAGCUCAUCGUAUGCUGCGAUGGCACAUGGAUGGACAGAGACAAUGGCUACCAGAAGCCAUCCUUCCUGCAGAAGCUCCGUGGCAAAUCUGGAAAACUUCAAAAUCCCUCAAAUGUCACGAGAAUAGCCAGGGCAAUGAUGUCCGAGGACGAAGCCAAGCACCCUCAGGUGAUAUACUACCAAUCAGGAAUCGGAACUGGGAUUGGGAUAUACGAUAAACUGUUUGGUGGAGGAACAGGGCUUGGAUUGUCUGAGAAUGUUCGCGAGGCUUACGCAUUCCUGGGGACCAAUUAUUCUCCCCACGAUGCAGACAAUCUUAGCAAGCCGGAUUCCAUCUUUCUGCUGGGAUUUUCUCGCGGCGCAUUCACAGCAAGGACAUUGGGAGGCUUCAUUGCCGCGGUAGGCAUUCUGACGAAAGCGGCAAUGCCAUGGUUCUACGAUGCGUUUCAAGACUGGGAACACGCAGGCGAGAAGGACUAUCAGCCAAACUUCUUCGAGGCGAUAAGCGCCGCCAAUCCAGACUGGAAACUAGACCCUGCUUACAAGGACCAUUUACUUCGACACGGCCUGACGCAAGAUGCAAACAUCAAGUGCAUAGGAGUUUGGGAUACCGUUGGAGCGCUGGGAAUCCCCAUUAGCCCUCUCCUCCAGCGAACACUCGGCAUGUCAGCCUUCAUCAAGGAAUAUCGAUGGUAUGACACCAGGCUAAGCAAUUGUGUUGAGAAUGCUUUCCAUGCUCUCGCACUCGAUGAACGCAGAUUCCCGUUCUCGCCCGCUGUCUGGGAAAAGGACGAUGCUUGCAAGACCAAUCUGAAACAAGCUUGGUUUCCCGGUGCUCACUCCAACUGUGGAGGCUCAUACGAAGAUUACGGCAUGGCCAAUAUCACACUAGCGUGGAUGAUGGACCAGGUCUCCGGCAACUCGCACGACUUUUCCAGGAAGACAUUCGAUCCCCUUGACUGGAUAAGAUUUGAUGACGACUAUCUGGACACGUGCUUCAAACACAACCAGCAGUACUAUAGCGCAUUAGCCAAGAAGAACCCCUCAGAAAGCGAAGCGUAUCAAGGGUGGUCUAUGGGCAAGGUUUACGAUUCGAACACCUUUCCACAGUCUCUGACAGGAGCCAAACUGCGAACGCCAGGCAGAUAUCAAAAGGCAGACUAUGAGAGCGGCAAAUACACUGGCAAGCCCCUCGAGAAUACUUGCGAGUACAUCCACGCUUCGGUAAGAGCACGAAUGGACUUGGCAGGUCGAUGUGUAGAGCCAGAAGAAUGGUACCAGAAAGUCCUCCGAUGGAUUUGGCGAGUGGUGACGUUCCAGAAAGACAUCAAACCGUAUCGACCGCAACGAAAGAAGGUUUUGGGCGGCUUGGUUGAUCUCGGCGGACCGCUCUAUGGAUGGAGAUUGAUUGACGGACACGAAUCGCACAGCGAGCCAAAUAUGCAAAUCGACAUGAGUCCCGGUGGCAUCAAGCAGGUGCACUGGGAAUACCAAUCUCCAGGCAUGACUUCUGCUUCAAAGAUGGCGGAAGACAUCAUCGCCGAAAAGGGUUACGAGCAAAGACUUCUGGAUCAUGACCAGGAUAGUGCAAAAGCUAAUAAGAUCUUGUUUUCGAAUAACAAAUGGUCUUGGUUUAAGAAGCCGAAAAAAGAGUAUCAUUGGAGCAAGACGUUCUAG
This is a messenger RNA of Pseudocercospora fijiensis CIRAD86, 1773 nucleotides long. RefSeq lists its product as uncharacterized. The transcript is spliced from 2 exons. The record is from RefSeq and is a predicted model, not a curated record. NCBI's taxonomy places the organism in Eukaryota, Fungi, Ascomycota, Dothideomycetes, Mycosphaerellales, Mycosphaerellaceae. Bases 1 to 1773 code for a protein of 590 amino acids.